AUGAGCAAGACGUUCCAUGACAAGCAAAGUUAUCUUGACAAUUGGACUUUUCAAAACCCAAGUUCAGACUCUCUGGGUUCAAGCAGCUCAGAGUCGUUGCUAGAUAGAGCAUGCUCCACAGGCAAUUUAAAACUUCUUUCCAAUUACUGGAAAGUUCCCAGUUCAGAUGAUAACUACAAUUAUUUGACUGCUUUUGAUGUGCACAAUGAUAAGCCCACUGUCGCUAUCGCUUCAGGUUUGGGAAACUCCAAUCUUUUGAUCGGAAGUAUGAAGGAGAAUACUGGAAUAUCUUCCAAAUAUCAUCUAAACCACCACCAGUCAAUCACUUUACCCAACAUCCACUCAUUGAAAUGGUUAAACAAUAGCUCACCAGGCGAUUUUGACUUCCUUUUAUCGGGCCAUGUCAGUGGAUAUGUGAACCUUACUAUUAUCCCCGACAAAGAAGAUUGUGAUUUCAAGUCUGCCGAAAUCAUCAAGCGAUUUAAUCACGAGAAACAUAUGACUACUAAAGACCAGAUCCAAUCAAAUAUCAUCUCGUCCUUAGAGCUUUCUCCCAAGGCUUGGAAAUCUUGUAACUUGAACUCCAUGUUCACCGUCUACAAGGACAAAAUCUUCAUGUGGGACUGCUCUAGAUCUAGAGCUCCUAUUUUGAUGAACCACUCUGCAGGGUCUGCAUCUUUGCACCCAUCACCUUUCAGGGAUGGAAUUUUAGGUGUUGCUGGAAAGUUUGGGAUAGCUCUCAACGACCUAAGGAUUGGCAAAGACAGUAACCCUUCAUACUUUGUGCCCAAAAUCGCAGAUAGACAGAUUCCAGAAUCCCAGUUGGUCAAGUGGUCUGAUACAGACUCUAACAUCCUUGCUUCUUCUCAUGGAAAUGUUGUCAUGCUGUGGGACGUGAGAAUGAAUGAUACUCAAUUGGCUAUCUUAGAAGGCCACAAUGACGAAGUGACAUCUUUAGAAUGGGGCUCUAACCAAGAUCUUUACUCAGGUAGCAAAGAUGGAGGAAUAGUGCAUUGGGGUCUGGACCUCGAUCUAUUACAGCCUGUUACGAAACCUGCCACAUGUACCCUGAAAGAUGGCCUGAGCUCAAUUCGUCUAAAACAGACUGAAGAUCGUUCCAUAGUGGAAGAUCUUGUAAGUUCAAUUAAUUGUGGUACAUUUAUCCCGGCUUCCAACUCCAAUAUUGUUGAAUUGGCUCAAAUUAAAUUGAACGGAAGAAAAAGAUUAUUAAGUAUUGACGAUUCUCUGUUUCUUGGAAUGCAUGAUACCCUUGAACUAACUGAGAGAAUGCCCGUUAUAAGCGAACAAGAAGAAGACGAAAUAAGUUCUUCCAACACUGUGUUUUCGAACCCAAACACGCCACAAACGUUUUUCUCUUCUUCAGACACUCUGGUGUCUGCCAAAAACGAGCAGCUCAACUUUGAUUUCAAGGAUAGAGCUUUUUCAAAACCUACAACUAAUACAGAGGAUACGCUAUCGUUGAAGCAGUUACCUGAUCUGCCAAAAAGUCUCUACACAGUGCCUCAACAAAAACAACGGGAUACUCUCCCACAAGUUAACUCCAUGAUACCCGAAGUAGUAUAA
Messenger RNA from Komagataella phaffii GS115, 1584 nucleotides. RefSeq lists its product as hypothetical. NCBI's taxonomy places the organism in Eukaryota, Fungi, Ascomycota, Pichiomycetes, Pichiales, Pichiaceae. The record is from RefSeq and is a predicted model, not a curated record. Gene Ontology annotation, molecular function: protein binding. The coding region runs from base 1 to 1584 and encodes 527 amino acids. The transcript has a single exon.